This is a messenger RNA of Lytechinus variegatus (green sea urchin), 3318 nucleotides long. RefSeq lists its product as uncharacterized. Gene Ontology annotation, molecular function: G protein-coupled receptor activity. Gene Ontology annotation, cellular component: membrane. Lineage: Eukaryota; Metazoa; Echinodermata; Echinoidea; Temnopleuroida; Toxopneustidae. The record is from RefSeq and is a predicted model, not a curated record. Bases 263 to 2950 code for a protein of 895 amino acids. Gene Ontology annotation, biological process: G protein-coupled receptor signaling pathway; cell surface receptor signaling pathway. The transcript has 6 exons.
AUUGUGUUUUCAUGUCACAAGUGUUCCUAUAACUUAUUUGUUUACAUUGGAUUGCGGUCUUGUGAACAAUAUUAUCAUCGUUAUUACUAUUAUCGUUUUACUUUUUGUUAUCGGCAGAGUCAGCAUCAUACUUAGGGCAUUUGACCUAGAGUCUAGAAUGAGUUAAAAACGCACAGCUCACGGUCACCGCUCGCAAAGCAGUGUUAUAAGAGCUCGCUGUAUAUAGCAACGAUGAGCCUCUUCAACGCAUAAGUAUGAUUGAAUGACGAUGGCUACCUUACGCGUCAUACUGUUUCUCUUCUUGAUGAAGUCAUUACCAUUCUAUUGUUUCUGUUAUUCCUACUGUGACCUUGAAGGUGGCAACAAGUAUCCAUACGAGAGCAGUGCAGCAGAUGAUACGAGUGUCGCCGAUUCAUAUGAUGGAUUCACUUCAGAAAUCACGAUUUGUCCAGACGAUAACUGCUUUUCGUAUUCAGUACUGAUCGACCAAUGUGACACAAACUCAAGCUUUUCUCCUGGAUUUUACUGCUAUUGUGAUAUCGAAUGCGAACAUUUUGAUGAUUGUUGUUACGGCUUUACGAAUGAAAAUGCAUCUGUCAUGGCAACAGAUGGCAUGCUGAAGCCAGAGCUGCAAUACUGGAGUUGUACCACUUUCACGCUUGGUAUUGAAAGAAAGUCGGCUUGCCUCAACAAUUUCCUUGUGGUAGACAAGUGUCCAUCUUCUGCUGGGAUAGAUCAAGACUUGGUAGAGAGAUGUGAGAACCCAAUGGCGAAUGACACGGUCUUCUUUGACUAUCAAGAUAUCUUCUACCGCAACAGGCAUUGCGCCCUCUGUCACGGUGUGGACCCAUCGGAACUCACCCCUUAUAUCAUGUUUACACCUUGUUUGGACAACAGAGAAGAGUUCCAUCUUUGUGGGCAGAGACCAUUUUUAGUUAAUGGAAGUUCCCCUCCACCUGUUCGGUGGUGUGUACCAGAUAUCAUAUCUCACUGUGAAUCAGAAACAGGGACAGAGGUGGCCUGUUGGAACGAAACAGCAAGAGUAAUGAUAAAUGGUAGUAUUUACAAAAACGUCGAAUGUGCAGAAUGUAACGGAAUGACUGUUAAAAACCGUUCCAGCCUUAUUAGCAAUUGUGAACACAUUACAACGGGCCAACUUAUUCUUACAUCACGUGAUUAUAUCGCUCCUGUAUUUCAAAUUUCGUACUUCUACCCACAACUUCAAUGCAUGAAUGGUCUUCGGUUGUCUGGUACUGAAUGUGUUCCGGAAGUCACGUCUUGGCCUGAUUGCACCAACAGACAAAUAAACCUCGGCAUCAUCACCAACGGGUCCUUGCAGUGCUUUGAUGGUUUCGAGCUUCUAAAGAUCCAGGCAUACAGAAACAAUCCCAAUGAAACUAUCUACAACCUAGAAAUAUCAGAUUCCGGCUUCGGUAAAAUAAGCUACAUGGAGUUUUCGGCCAAGAACCUGGCACAGAAGACCCAACUGGAAAACUUCACAGAGAGCAAACUUGAUGAGAAGUGGAAUAAAUGCUGUCAGGACAACCUCAUCAUAAUUGAUGAAACCUGUGACAUUGAACGGAAUUUAUUUACUCGCAAUGAUUCCAAUUUAACCUGGAUUUCUGACGACAUUAACCUCUUUGAACCUGUGAUCAUCAAUGGAACAAUUUAUAUUUUGUAUAACCAGACCACGUUUGUGAUGCCAUUGAGAUGGGAAAAUGACACCUAUUACAGGCGUCUUUCAAAAGAGUGGAAGUUCACGAAAGAACAAUUAUUCACAAUUUACGGGCAGAUUAUUGACGUCGACACUUGCGCGUACAUCAUUGUUCAAACUUCUCUUCUCACUGAAACUGAGAAAGACAAUGUUACAUACGUGAUCUACCAGGAAACCUUCUUUCCACCAGAGAGCUAUGUCCGUUACAGGAAUGGCUCUGUCCGCCUAUGCUGGACUGGACCCGACCCUCCAGAACCCAUCAGCAUGUUCGCGUAUACCAAGGGCCAGUAUAUUUUGAAUAUUAUAUUAUUCACACUGUCCUCCAUCUGUCUCCUGGCAACGUUAAUCACCUACGGAAUAUUUAAGGAACUGAGGAACCUCCAAGGUGUUGCCAUCAUGAACUUUGUUUCGGCCCUCCUUGUUGGUCAGGUGAUGCUUCAGUUUGUCGCUCCCAAUAUGAUAGCCUUCUCAGUCGCCGUGUGCUCAGGAGCAGCGAUUGUAACACAUUACUGUCUUCUUGCGGUUUUCACUUGGACGAACAUCUUGGCGUGGGAUCUUGUUCGUCACUUUGCAUCUUCGUCCUUUUUACCAAAGAGACACAGAGAGACAAGACGGAUGACUGUUUACCUUACCAUUGGUUGGAGUCUUCCUCUCAUCAUCAUCGUUCCAUGUCUGAUCAUCCAGAGUCAGAACUCAUCGAUGUUCCGGUACGGCAAGAUCGGAUCAUCUUGCUGGAUCUACCAAGCGAAGGGUAUCGUGUUGACCUUCUUGGUACCGGUUGCCGUUAGCUUUCUUCUCAACGUCGUUCUCUUCUUGUUAACUGCUUACGGUGUUCACAAGAGCAAACGUGAUUCUAGUGUACUCCACAAAAGUGCCCGAGAGCGAAGAAUGCAACUCUUCCAAGAACUCUUAGUCCACUUCAAGAUAUCUUGCCUGCUAGGCUUUGGAUGGUCAUUUGGUUUCAUAGGUGCCUUUGCAAAGGUCGCUGCUGUUUGGACAAUCUUCAUCAUAACCAGCGCUCUGCAGGGAAUUUUCGUUUUUGUCUUCUUCGCCGCCAAUGGCCGUGUCAGGGAACUCUGGAGAAAGAGAUUCCUUGAUACCAAGUCGGUAGGAGGGAGUACUAGUAACCCAGGUACAAAAUCUACGGGAAUGGGUAGGACGAGUGAAGAUUCGAAAGACGCGGAGAGAGAAAAACUAACGUGGUCGGGUUCGGCCUCGUCUGCUACCAAGGUGUAACACCUUAAUCUGUGUAUCUUCCACAUUGGACAAUAUAAUGAUUAACUACUUACAAGUACUAAUAUUCCGGGGAUAAUCAUGAUGAGUUGCACCUUAGAAUCUCCGUGAUGACCGCGUGUCUACAGUUUGUGUCAUAAUUGUUUGAACGUCUAUAAUACCUUGCCAGAGUUCCGUUAUCCCCCAAAUACGAUUCAAAUAUUAUGAUGUACUGUACUCGUGAUUUUAGAAAAAAAAAAUUGCCAAGUGGGUAAAAAGGGUGAAUUAAUUUUGUUGAAAGUAUAAAGACUUUCUUUCUGACAGAAUAUAUCUUCUUGGACUACAUAUUCAAUGUUUUUUAACGAAAUGGAAGACAUUGACCAUAUACAAAA